AUGAACACCUCAUCCAUGGCCAUGGAGAUUGACGCACCGACUGGAAAGCGGUCGCGAUCCCGAUCGCCUGACAAGGCAGAACUCACCAGGAAGAAGACGGCCAGAGAGGAGACUGUCAAGGCGCCGCCAAUUCUGUUGACGACAGAGAUGAUGAUGGACAAGAGCCCCGACCGGCCUGCGACGCCGAGCGGGGGCAGGCCGCGGUCAAACGCUCUGAGGGACUGGACGCCCGUACCAUCACCAACUCGUCUGCAAUCUGCGACAUCUGACUGCACAAAGCCCAUCAUGGCUGGGCUCUGA
Molecule: messenger RNA, 300 nt
Organism: Pestalotiopsis fici W106-1
Lineage: Eukaryota; Fungi; Ascomycota; Sordariomycetes; Amphisphaeriales; Sporocadaceae
Exons: 1
Coding region: 1-300 (99 amino acids)
Source: RefSeq, a predicted model, not a curated record